AUGACUUGGUCUUUACCCUCAUUCCCGUAUCCGCCCGCAAAGGACGGAUACUGGGAGCCCGUCACCUCCACUUUGAACUGGUGCGAAGAGGACUACUAUGCGACUGAGUAUGCUGCUGAGAUCGUGAAUGCUUUAACGAACCUGAUGUUCAUGUGGCUCGGCGUCCAGGGUAUCCUGAGCUGUCGUCGCAAUGGACAUGACCAGAUCUUUACCGUCGCACUGCUGGGAUACCUGAUUGUCGGGACAGGGAGCUUCUUUUUCCACUCGACCUUGAAAUGCAAGUAUCCGAUGCAACUGGUCGACGAACUUUCUAUGAUUUACACUACCUGUCUCAUGGCCUAUGCCUUGUUUUCAUAUGCCCGCUCCACAACCGUGCGAAUCUGGCUCGGUCUUUCCCUCGCCGGACUCGCCGUGUUUAUUACCCUAUACUAUCACUAUCUGCAAGACCCAGUCUUCCACCAGAACGCCUACGCGCUCUUGACUACCGUCGUCGUCCUGCGUAGUAUGUACAUCAUGGAGGUGACCCUUCGGCCCAAAUGGCGCCACUCGACUGAGGAGGAUCGUCUGGCACGCCAGAAGAAGGGUCUCCCCGUGCCGACCAAGGAGCGCCAGCACUAUGAAAACGUGCGUGAUGCCAAAACACUCAAGACCAUGUGGUUUAUGGUAACAUACGGGCUGAGCAUGUUCUUGGGCGGUUUCUUCAUUUGGAAUUUGGAUAAUAUUUUCUGUUCUGAGAUCCGCCGGAUGCGCCGCAGUGUCGGUCUGCCGUGGGGUAUCUUUUUGGAAGGUCAUGGCUGGUGGCACGUCAUGACCGGUAUUGGUGCAUAUCUCUACAUCGUCUGGGGCAUCUGGCUCCGCCACUGCCUCAACAACCGACAAGACGAAUACCACCUACGGUGGGCGCACUUCUGGCAGAUCCCAGAGGUGGUCCGCACUUCGGGUGCAACAUCUGGAAAUGUCACUCGGGCCAAGAAGUCUACCUGA
This is a messenger RNA of Penicillium soppii, 984 nucleotides long. Its product is annotated as ceramidase. The transcript is spliced from 4 exons. Gene Ontology annotation, cellular component: endoplasmic reticulum membrane. The record is from RefSeq and is a predicted model, not a curated record. Bases 1 to 984 code for a protein of 327 amino acids. Lineage: Eukaryota; Fungi; Ascomycota; Eurotiomycetes; Eurotiales; Aspergillaceae. Gene Ontology annotation, biological process: ceramide biosynthetic process; ceramide catabolic process.